Plasmopara halstedii is the source of this 783-nucleotide messenger RNA. Its product is annotated as vesicle-associated membrane. The transcript has 2 exons. Gene Ontology annotation, biological process: vesicle-mediated transport. Lineage: Eukaryota; Oomycota; Peronosporomycetes; Peronosporales; Peronosporaceae. The coding region runs from base 1 to 783 and encodes 260 amino acids. The record is from RefSeq and is a predicted model, not a curated record. Gene Ontology annotation, cellular component: membrane.
AUGUCGAUCCUGUACGCGCUGGUUGCGCGACAGCUAAACGUGUUAUGUGAGCACACAGAUCAAAAUGGAAAUUUUCCUACGAUUACUCGCGCCGUGCUCAAGAAUCUUCCACAACAGGAUUCCAGCACGUCGUCGCUACCUUCGAAGAGCGUAUUCCCGUACAACGAAUAUAAUUUUUUUUUCCUGCUUGAUGACGGCAUCACGUACAUGUGUAUGGCAGAAGAACGUGUUCAUGCGAACGUUGCAUUUAUGAUGCUGGCAGAUAUGCAGUUGAUGUUUUUGGCUAAGUACAAGCAGCAGGCGAAGACAGCGUUGGCCUACGCCAUGAGCCCUUUCAAUCCGACGCUCGACCACCUCAUGAAGAAGUACGAUAACUUCAAAUUGGAGACGCCAAUGACACAAGUGAGGCAGAAGAUGGAACGCGUGAAGACAUUAAUGAUUGAGAAUGUCAAUCAGUUGAUGGAACGGGGUGAAAAAAUUGAACUCCUGGUCACAAGAACAAAUAAGUUACAGCAAGACGCUAUGAAAUACGAAAAAUCGGCCAUGAAGCUCAAGAAUGCGUUUUGGUGGAUGGAUGUCAAGUAUUGGAUCUAUAUGACCUUGGCCUUAGCUGUGUUAGCGCUUAUCGUAGCUUUAUCGAUUUGCGGGACUGACUUUUCAGGUUGUGCGGCACGGAUUGGGAGUCAAGCUGAAGAUGGUCUUGAUAAGGUUGUCUCUUCAGCCUCCGGAGCAGCAACAAAAGCAGUAGACAGAGCAUCGAUAGGCAUAGCAGGUGGCAACUAA